AAACACCAAGCCGACAACUGACCGACCGACACAACCCUUUUUCCAAUUCGAACUUGGCCAGCAACGAUAAACAACCGAUCAUGGCUGUGAUCGCGAAUGCGUCAGCAGCACAACAACACCAACAACAACAACGCAGACAAGUGGCAACAACAACAGCAGUAUUGGCCAAGAGAACAACAACAACAAUGACGGCUACUACAACGAGAAGUCGAGACCGGACGAAAAGCGCAGCUCAAAUAACAACAACGUCGUCGCAUUUGCUCAAGCGCGCCAUUUCAGCGCCUCAAUGGAUACCGCUCUUUAUAUUAAUAUAUUUAGCAACAGAUGUCGCCUCGGUGGAGGUGCCGACCAAGGAGGCGUACUUUAAUGGCUCCACUUACCUCCGCCUGACCACGCCGAUGCCCAUUUGGGACCAUUCGGCGAUUAGUUUCCGCUCGUGCCGCGGCGGUGAGAUCCUCGCCCAGCAGUACAACAAAAACUCAAUCGUAAUCUCAGUGCUCAACGACUUUCUGCAAAUAUCACUGGCGGGACCCGCUGUCCACGGCCCCAACAACCGGCUGGAUGUCAAGCUGCCCUACCAACUGCUCGACAACCGCUGGCAUACGCUCCAGUUCAAGUACGAGUACGGCAAUCUCUAUCUCCAUGUGGAUCGUGCGGCAAGCAUAUUUGCCAACUCCACCUACAACAGCCAAUUCCUCACCAACCAAGACAUCGGCUACAAGGAUGCCAUCUUGAUAUUGGGCAACUCCUUCUCCGGCUGCCUCCUCGACGGACCUGGCUUGCAGUUUGUGAACAACUCCACCGUCCAGAACGUGGUCUUUGGAGUGUGUCCCUUGACCCCGGGCCCCUGCAGCGAUCAUGAUCUCUUCACCCGACUGCCGGACAACUACUGUCUGAACGAUCCAUGCAUGGGCCACGGAACCUGCUCCUCCAGCCCGGAGGGCUACGAGUGUCGGUGCACGGCCCGGUACUCCGGGAAGAACUGCCAAAAGGACAAUGGAUCGCCGUGUGCCAAGAAUCCGUGCGUGAAUGGAGGAUCCUGCUUGGAGAACUCGCGCGGGGACUACCAGUGCUUCUGUGACGCCACCCAUAGUGGCCAGCACUGUGAGACGGAGGUGAACAUCCACCCACUGUGCCACACGAAUCCCUGCCUGAACAACGGCGCCUGUGUGGUCAUCGGAGGGAAUGUGGCCUGCGAGUGCCCCAAGGGAUAUGCGGGUGGCAGGUGCGAGAUCGACACCGACGAGUGCGCCUCGCAGCCGUGCCAGAACAACGGGAGCUGCAUCGACCGGAUUAAUGGGUUCAGCUGCGACUGCUCCGGAACUGGGUACAUGGGCGCCUUCUGCCAGACGAACAUCAACGAGUGCGACAAGAAUCCCUGCCUGAAUGGCGGCCGGUGCUUCGACACCUACGGCUGGUACACCUGCCAGUGCCUGGACGGAUGGGGCGGCGAGAUCUGCGAUCGACCGAUGACCUGCCAGACGCAGCAGUGCCUCAACGGUGGAACCUGCGUGGACAAGGCCAUCGGCUUCCAGUGCAUCUGUCCGCCGGAGUACAGUGGAGAGCUGUGCCAGCUGGCACCCAGCUGCGCCCAGCAGUGUCCCAUCGACUCGGAGUGCGUGGGCGGCAAGUGCGUGUGUAAGCCAGGAACAUCGGGCCCAAUUGGUCACUGUCUGCCGACAACAACAACACCAGAACCAGAACCGAUACUAGAACAAUUGCCAACAACAACAACAAUGACAACAACAAGAACCACAACAGCAAUCCCUAUCCCAGCUAGCUUAAAUACCUUAACCACAACAAAGAUACCUCCAAUAACAACAAGUACAACAACCACAAAAUCAACAACAACAAUUAGCAAUAAACUUCAACAACAACAACAACAACAACAACAGCCACCAACUCAACGAUCGGCCUCCCUGAAUGCAUGUCCCCAAAAUAACUGCUUGAACGGUGGCACCUGUCUGGGCUAUAGUAGCAAUUAUACCUGUAUAUGUGCUAGUGGAUACACAGGUUACAACUGUCAGACCAGCACCGGCGAUGGCGUAGCUGCUUUGGCCCUCACCCCCAUCAACUGCAAUGCCACCAAUGGCAAGUGCCUGAACGGAGGCACUUGCUCCAUGAACGGCACCCAUUGCUAUUGCGCCGUGGGAUACUCCGGAGAUCGCUGCGAAAAGGCUGAAAACUGCUCCCCAUUAAACUGCCAGGAGCCGAUGGUGUGCGUCCAGAACCAGUGCCUCUGUCCGGAGAACAAGGUGUGCAAUCAGUGCGCCACCCAGCCGUGUCAGAAUGGAGGCGAGUGCGCCGAACUGCCGAACGGGGACUACGAAUGCAAGUGCACCCGCGGAUGGACUGGACGGACAUGUGGCAACGAUGUGGACGAGUGCACGGUGCACCCGAAGAUCUGCGGAAAUGGAAUCUGCAAGAACGAGAGGGGAUCCUACAAGUGCUACUGUACUCCUGGAUUCACCGGCAUUCACUGCGACUCAGAUGUGGACGAGUGCCUGAGCUUCCCGUGCCUCAAUGGAGCCACGUGCCACAACAAGAUCAAUGCCUAUGAAUGCGUCUGCCAGCCGGGCUACCAAGGCGAGAACUGCGAGGUCAAUAUUGACGAGUGCGAAAGCAAUCCCUGCUCGAAUGGAUCCACCUGCAUCGACAUGAUCAACAACUUCACCUGCUCCUGCAUCCCGGGAAUGACGGGUCGCAUUUGCGACAUCGAUAUAGACGACUGUGUGGGAGAUCCCUGCUUGAACGGAGGUCACUGCAUCGAUCAAUUGGGCGGAUUCCGAUGCGACUGCAGUGGAACGGGCUACGAGGGAGAGAACUGCGAACUGAACAUCGACGAGUGCAUCUCGAAUCCGUGCACCAACGGUGCCAAAUGUGUCGACCAGGUUAAGGACUAUCUGUGCGAGUGCCACGUGGGCUACAAGGGCAAGAACUGUGAGCAGGAUAUCAACGAGUGCGAGAGCAAUCCCUGCCAGUACAACAGCCAGUGCCUGGAGCGAUCCAACACGACUCUCUACCAAAUGAGUCGCACCACCGACCUGCCAAAGGUCUUUAGCCAAUCGUUUAGCUUUGAAAACGCCAGUGGAUACGAAUGCGUCUGUGUCCAGGGAAUUACUGGAAAAAAUUGCGAAAUAAAUAUAAACGAAUGCGAGAGCAAUCCCUGCAGCAAACACGGAAAUUGCAAUGAUGGGAUUGGAACGUAUACCUGCGAGUGCGAUCCUGGCUUCGAGGGCACCCACUGCGAAAUAAACAUAGACGAGUGCGAUCGCUACAAUCCCUGCCAGACCGGCACCUGUGUCGACGAAAUCAACGACUACAAGUGCGACUGCGAUGCCAACUUUGGUGGCAAGAACUGCUCAGUGCCUCUGAUCGGAUGCCGCACAAAUCCUUGUUUAAACGACGGCACCUGUCUCCCUUACCUGGUGAAUGAGACUAUCCAUCGGUAUAAUUGCACCUGCGAGAACGGAUUCCAGGGUAACACUUGCGAGAAGACCACAACGCUGUCCAUGGUGGCCACCAGCUUGAUUUCCGUAACCACGGAACGAGAGGAGGGCUACGACAUCAACCUACAGUUCCGGACAACUCUACCCAACGGAGUGCUGGCCUUUGGAACUUCGGGAGAAAAGAACGAGCCUGUUAGCUACAUACUGGAGCUGAUCAACGGAAGACUGAAUCUGCACUCCUCGUUGUUGAACAAGUGGGAGGGUGUCUUCAUUGGCUCCAAGCUGAACGACAGCAACUGGCACAAAGUUUUCGUGGCCAUCAACACAUCGCAUCUGGUGCUUUCGGCCAACGACGAGCAGGCCAUCUUCCCUGUGGGUUCUUAUGAGACGGCCAACAACAGCCAGCCCUCGUUCCCGCGUACCUACCUCGGGGGAACCAUACCCAACCUGAAGUCCUAUCUGCGCCACCUCACUCACCAGCCCUCGGCUUUUGUCGGGUGCAUGCAGGACAUUGUGGUCAACGGAAAAUGGAUCUUCCCGGACGAGCAGAGUGCCAACUAUACCUAUGGAGACACCAAGUUGGAAAAUGUCCAGAGCGGCUGUCCACGAACGGAACAAUGCAAACCAAAUCCCUGCCAUUCGAAUGGCGAGUGCACGGAUCUGUGGCACACCUUCGCCUGUCACUGUCCAAGACCCUUCUUCGGGCACACCUGCCAGUACAAUAUGACUGCUGCCACUUUUGGACACGAGAACACCACCCACUCGGCUGUAAUUGUGGAGACGACGGAUGUUGCCAGGCGGGCCAUUCGGUCCAUACUAGAUAUAUCCAUGUUUAUUCGCACCCGCGAACCCACUGGCCAAGUCUUCUACUUGGGCAGUGAUCCUCGCAAGGCACCCACUAAAAACAUUGGUGACUCAUAUGUGGCAGCCAAGCUGCAUGGUGGCGAACUGCUAGUGAAGAUGCAGUUCAGUGGAACCCCGGAGGCAUACACCGUCGGUGGCCAAAAGCUGGAUAACGGCUACAACCAUCUGAUCGAGGUGGUGCGCAACCAGACGCUCGUGCAGGUCAAACUCAAUGGCACCGAGUACUUCCGCAAGACACUGUCGACGACGGGUCUGCUGGACGCACAGGUGCUCUACUUGGGUGGUCCUGCACCUACGCGCGAAUCCCAGCUAGGAGUAACCACAGAACCGAUACCCGGAUCGAUGGCGAUUCCAGGCACUGGAGGGGUUCCCAUACCGCCAGAGGAUACCGCAGUGCCCAAGGAGGCUGAUGAUAGUCGCGACUACUUCAAGGGCAUUAUCCAGGACGUCAAGGUGAGCAACGGGUCGCUCAACCUGAUUGUGGAGAUGUAUCCCCUGAACGCCACGGAUGUCCAAGUAAAUGCCAAGCCCCUGGGAGCUGUCCAAAUCGAUAAGCGAUCCGUUUUGGCGGGAGAGGUAUCCGACGAUCUGUGCCGCAAGAAUCCUUGUCGGCACAAUGCCGAGUGCCGCAACACCUGGAACGACUACAGCUGCAAGUGCCCCAAUGGCUACAAGGGAAAGGACUGCCAGGAGAUCGAAUUCUGCCAGCUGGUCACGUGCCCAGGCGAGAGUGUCUGCCAGAAUUUGGACGAUGGCUACGAGUGCCUCACGAACAUUACAUUCACUGGUCAGGAGCGCUCCCCACUAGCCUUCUACUUCUUCCAAGAGCCUCUAUCGGAGGAGAUUGUGGGCGAGACAGCCCCCAAACAAGCUCUGAAACCGGUCAUCGAUAUAGCCUACCGCACCCGUGCCGGAGGAACUCUUCUGUUUAUCGACAAUGGGGAUAGCUUCUUUGAGAUCGGGGUGAAUGGAGGUCGUGUGACUGUGGCCUGGAAACUGAGUAAAAUCCUUUAUGGAUUCUCGGCUCAUUUCGAUAAGGAGAACACUGAUGGCGAGUGGAGCAGAAUCUAUAUUCGAGCCCACAAUGGAAAGCUGGAGGGCGGCUGGAAAGGCUGGGAGUCAAUGGUGGACCCUGCGCCCGCCUUCUCAAAUGACAUUGAACAGGGAGCCAUUCAGUCGCUAAUCGCCAGCAGCAACCAGAUUUAUUUGGGCGGCAUGCCAGAAUCCCGGCAGGCUCGAGGAACCACUCAGUCUGCCCAGCAAGGCUCGCAAUUCAAGGGAUGUGUAGGCGAGGCUCGAGUAGGCGAUCUCCUGCUUCCCUACUUCACCAACACCGAUCUCUAUCCACACACAGAGAAUGUAUCUGUUCAGUUGAAGGCCCAGUUCCGGUUAAAUGCCACCCGCCCGGAGGAGGGCUGCAUCCUGUGCUUCCAGACGGAUUGCAAGAACAACGGAUUCUGCCGUGCUCCGUCCGAUGAGUAUGCCUGCACCUGCCAGGCCGGCUUCGAGGGGGAUGACUGUGGCACAGAUAUCGAUGAGUGUCUGGACACCGUGUGCCAGAACAACGGAACGUGUGUCAACCUGGUGGCGGACUUCCUCUGCCAAUGCGAGCCAGGAUUCGAGGGCAAGCACUGCGAGCUGAACAUUGACGAGUGUGCCGAACAGCCCUGCCAAAAUGGUGGAAACUGUACGGAUUUGAUUGCUGGUUUCUUGUGCGACUGCCCGGAGGAUUAUACGGGUGUCCAGUGCGAAGUCCUCAAGCAGAUGACCUGCGAGAACGAACCUUGCCGGAAUGGAUCCACUUGCGACAAUGGUUUCAAUGCAUCAACUGGAAACAAUUUCACGUGUACUUGUGCCUCUGGAUUUGAGGGUCCCCUGUGUGACCUUCCCUUCUGCGAACGGACUCCUUGUGACAAUGGAGGGCUCUGCCUGACCACUGGACCUAUUCCAAUGUGCAAGUGCAGUCUGGGUUACACGGGUCGACUGUGCGAGCAGGACAUCAAUGAGUGUGAGUCCAAUCCCUGCCAGAAUGGUGGCCAAUGCAAGGACCUUGUGGGCAAGUACGAGUGUGACUGCCAAGGCACUGGUUUUGAGGGUCUGCGCUGUGAAAACGACAUUGACGAGUGCAGUGUGGAGGGCGAGUACUGCGGAGGACUGGGUCGCUGCUUCAACAAGCGCGGCUCCUUCCAGUGCAUCUGCCAGAAGCCGUACUGCGGUGCCUACUGCAACUUUACGGAUCCCUGCAAUGCCACGGACCUCUGCGCCAAUGGCGGUCGCUGUGUGGAAAGCUGCGGUGCCAAGCCUGAUUACUAUUGUGAGUGCCCGGAGGGUUUCGCUGGCAAGAACUGCACAGCACCGAUAACCGCCAAGGAGGACGGACCCUCGACCACAGACAUCGCCAUCAUUGUAAUUCCCGUGGUUGUGGUGCUACUACUGAUCGCAGGAGCCCUGCUAGGCACCUUCCUGGUAAUGGCUCGGAACAAGCGUGCCACUCGCGGCACUUACAGUCCCAGCGCCCAGGAAUACUGCAAUCCGCGCCUGGAAAUGGACAAUGUGCUGAAACCCCCGCCGGAAGAGCGUCUCAUUUAGUUUCGAGAAGAUCGAUUAGCAAAACGAACGAUAUUUUUAAAUCCGCCCAUAUAUGUACACCUAACUGUAGGAGUAAUGCAAUGUUUUUCUAUUAAGUUCGCCCCGUAAUUAUUAUUAAAAUUUAUAUCUUAAGGUGCUCAAAGCAACAGCAGCAGCAGCAGUAGCCUCCGAUUCCCCCUGCCUAUGCGUUAGUUAGUUAAUGAUGCCGUUGUCUAUUUAUUCUAGUAGUUUAUAUGACGAUCGUAUCGCUCUUUAGUCGUUAUGUAGUUUCGUUCCAAUAGGUUAGACUCAGUAUUCGAUUUCUCGUACAUUUAAUCCUAAGCUGCGAACAAAGUUGAGCCCUAAAACACCAAUCCCCCCAAGCACUUUUACAUUCCGAGCGAAAGCCCUACAAGUGCAUUGUACGACUAUUUUUGUAAAUAGAUUUGCCGAUUCCUACACUUAUUAUUAGCUGAGCUAAAAGCGACGAGAAAUGAACCCUAUAUGCCUAUAUAUACGAGAGUAUAUAUCAGUAAAUGUGGCCUUAUGUAAUAAAAGAAGCAUAAUAUAGUAACGAAAUCAUUUUCAAACAAUAAGAACUUGAGAAACUACGAGUAUUUUGUUAAGCAAUUCAAGUAAAAAGACAUAUUUUGCUCUAGAACUUCUAAGCGUAAACUUAAGAGACUGUACUAUAUAAUAAUUAUUAAAUAUUUCGACUUUUUUCCAAA
Molecule: messenger RNA, 7609 nt
Organism: Drosophila bipectinata
Lineage: Eukaryota; Metazoa; Arthropoda; Insecta; Diptera; Drosophilidae
Gene: crb
Product: cell polarity complex component crumbs
Biological process (GO): Notch signaling pathway
Molecular function (GO): Notch binding; calcium ion binding
Source: RefSeq, a predicted model, not a curated record